Messenger RNA from Nicrophorus vespilloides, 1951 nucleotides. RefSeq names its product T-complex protein 1 subunit gamma (gene CCT3). The record is from RefSeq and is a predicted model, not a curated record. The transcript is spliced from 3 exons. Gene Ontology annotation, molecular function: ATP hydrolysis activity; ATP-dependent protein folding chaperone; ATP binding. Gene Ontology annotation, biological process: protein folding. Gene Ontology annotation, cellular component: chaperonin-containing T-complex. The coding region runs from base 186 to 1829 and encodes 547 amino acids. Lineage: Eukaryota; Metazoa; Arthropoda; Insecta; Coleoptera; Silphidae.
UUGUUGACAGUCAAUUCUCUAUAUUAGUCGUUGUAAAUCGAAAAUUUAAAUUAUAUUUUGUCAUGCAAUUGGCAAUUCUGUUAAAACUUCUACCAUAUUCGAAGCCAACUUCAGUCCGAUGCAAUUUUGACAUUUGUGAUCACGUUUGUUGAAGUUUAAUAAGAUAGAAAUAUAAAAUAGCAAAAAUGUAUCCAGGAAGGGCCCCCGUUCUUGUUUUGAGUCAGAAUACCAAACGUGAUUCCGGCCGGAAAGUUCAGCUGGAAAACAUCAAUGCCGGAAAGCAAAUCGCCGAUGUCAUCAGAACAUGCCUUGGCCCACAGGCUAUGUUGAAAAUGCUUAUGGACCCAAUGGGAGGUAUUGUCAUGACCAAUGAUGGUAAUGCUAUUCUCCGUGAAAUCACAGUUCAGCACCCAGCUGCCAAGAGCAUGAUUGAAAUUGCGCGCACUCAGGAUGAGGAAGUUGGUGAUGGUACAACAUCAGUCAUUGUUUUGGCUGGCGAAAUUUUGGCAUCAGCAGAGCAGUUUUUGGAACAGCAGAUGCAUCCAACUGUAAUCAUCAGACAAUACAGACAAGCACUUGAAGAUAUCAUAUCAUUGCUUGAAGGACCAUUGAGUAUCCCAGUUGAUAAAAACGACAAGAGCGCCUUGGCUAAUGUCGUUAAGGGAUGCAUUGGAACCAAGUUCAUUGGGAAAUGGGCAGAUAUGGCGGUGAAUAUUGCUUUAGAUGCUGUAAACACUGUAAUGCUGACCGAAAACGGCCGCACAGAAGUUGAUAUCAAAAGGUACGCCAAAGUUGAGAAGAUCCCUGGAGGAUCGAUCGACGAAUCGAAGAUUUUAAGAGGUGUCAUGGUUAAUAAAGAUGUCACGCAUCCGAAGAUGAAGAGGAGAAUUGAAAACCCUAGAAUUAUUCUGUUGGAUUGCACACUGGAAUACAAAAAGGGUGAAUCUCAGACAAAUGUGGAGAUCUCAGGCGAGACCGACUUCACUAAAAUGCUGGAACUCGAAGAGGAACACGUCAGAAGACAAUGCAAUGACAUUAUUGCGUUGAAGCCGGACCUUAUUUUUACCGAAAAGGGUGUUAGUGAUUUAGCACAACAUUUCUUGUUAAAGGCUGGAAUCACCGCCAUUAGACGCGUUCGUAAAUCUGAUAAUAACCGCAUUGCCAGGGCCUGCGGAGCAACUGUUGUCAACCGUACCGAAGAAUUGCAAGAAUCUGACGUUGGUACUGGAUGUGGCUUGUUUGAAGUCAAGAAGUUGGGUGAUGAAUAUUUCACGUACAUCACUGAGUGCAAAGAUCCAAAAGCUUGUACCAUCUUACUUCGCGGUGCGAGCAAGGACAUUUUAAACGAGACCGAAAGGAAUCUUCAAGACGCAUUGCAGGUCGCCCGUAAUAUUAUGCUUCAACCUAGAUUGGUCCCAGGAGGUGGUGCCAUCGAAAUGGCGUUGUCUCAGAAAAUCAUGCAGAAGGCCACCCACGGCCCAUACAGAGCCAUCGCCCAGGCUUUAGAAAUCAUCCCACGUACUUUAGCGCAGAACUGCGGAGCUAACACUAUCCGCACCUUGACCGCAUUAAGAGCUAAGCAUGCCGCCCACAAAGAGGAAAACAAGCCAUGCGCUUGGGGUAUCGACGGAGAGUCCGGGGAGUUGGUUGAGCAAAAGGAUAGUAAUGGUAUUUGGGAACCAUUGGCUGUUAAGCUGCAGACUUUCAAGACUGCCAUCGAAACAGCUAUACUUUUGUUGCGUAUUGAUGGUAUUGUCUCUGGAUCCAAGAAGAAGGGUGACAAAGAGGGUGCCGGACCCGCUAACAUGGCUGCCCAAAUGCAGGAAUAAGUUUUUUUUAUAUAUGAAAUCAUCUUUUCACUCAUUACACUUUUGUUCGCAUUUAAUAAAAUCACUACUAUUUAAUUAAGCUUUCAAUAUACGAGAACAAUAAAAUGAAAACUAAUACAUUA